UUAUGACACACUCCAAGAGAUUUCGACAGUUCUUCACCGCUACAGUGCAAAACACACUUCAAUCUAUGUAUUUAUUCUACUUUUGUACUGACGACACCGCCAUUAGUUCGCCCAAGAGUCGGGCGAUCCCGCGAUAUCUCGCCAGUUUGAGUGCGUCCGGGUUCUUUGGACUUGCCCAGAGAGCCAAACUGCAUGACAAGCAGAGCCUCGUUGUGGAAAUAGCAAUCCAUUGUCUCCUUGUCGAUGUGGAAAGAGAAAACUGCUCCGUGUGCUAGAGUCCCUAUUUGAUAACCAUUGUCUGUGCAAUUUUGAGAGCCCACGAAUAUGGAAAGAACCACCCCCUCCGUUUGCAACACAAUAUAAGGCCCCUCAGAGACGGACCUACUUCACUUUACAAAGCGACGUAUCUCCAAGGAACAGAUUUCUUCCGACGGCAGAGAAAAGAAUUGAGUUCAAGAAACGAAAUACUGCCCUCCUGUUGCAGAAGAAGUCGCUCCGAGAUGGGACCGCAUACAGCAUCUGGUGGCCAUGACAGGGACGAUUCCCACACCCAGGCUCUUUUGCCUCGCCACAAUACCAUCUCCCAAGCCAUUCGAACAACCACUGGAAUACAGCCUGCAGGUGAGAGUGGCAGAAAGGGCAUUCAUCUCAGCAAGUUCCUUAGAAUCUGUUGGCGAUCAACCAGCAGAGCCUCUCGAAUAUGCAACAUUUUCUGGCCCGUAGUCCCCGCUGCGAUCUUCGUGAAAUACGCCCACCAUGACCUCCACCUGGUCAUCUUCAUUCUCAACUACAUAGCCAUGGUUCCGUGUGCGAACUUGAUCGGCUUCGCUGGCCAGGAGCUGGGACGGAAGCUUCACAAAGUCCUCGGUGUCUUGCUGGAGACCACACUUGGCUCUGUUGUUGAGAUUGUCAUGUUCAUUGUCCUGCUCAAGACAGAUCAAUUUGCCGUUAUUCAAGCCGCAAUACUUGGAUCAGUCCUGGCUACACAGCUUUUGUGCCUCGGAAUGUGUUUCGUGGUUGGUGGAAUCCGUCACAACGAAUUGAAUUUCAGCGAAGUUGUCGGUGAGGUGGGAAGCGAUUUGUUGUUGACUGCAGGAUUUGGACUCAUCGUGCCUGCUGCAUUCUUCACUGCAGUGUCUGCUAACGGCCGGACCAUGCCAGAGGUUGUCUCCGACAAAGUCCUUCACAUCUCUCGGAUCACUUCCAUUCUCUUGAUCAUCGCCUAUGCUAUCUACACCUACUUCCAGAUGCGAACCAACGAGAGCAUUUACGAUGGAAUCUUCGAGGAAGACGAGCACCACGCUGAGCACGAAGGCGGCACCAAAGAUAAAUUGACGUUCACCGAAUGUAUCAUCGCUCUUGUUAUCGCAAUCACUCUCGUCACCAUCAUCGCAAUCAGCCUGGUUGAAGAGAUAGAGUUCAUCGUUGAGACUCGACAUGUCUCGGACAGCUUCGUUGGUCUGAUUCUUGUUCCUCUUGUUGAGAAAUUUGCCGAGCACCUGACAGCGAUUGAUGAAGCUUGGGACAACCAGAUGAAUAUGGCUCUUGCUCAUGUUCUUGGUGCUACGAUCCAAACUUCUUUGUUCAAUGGCCCAUUGGUAGUCCUUGUCGGCUGGGGGCUGCAAAAGAGAAUGGACCUCAACUUCGAUUUGUUCAACAUCAUCGUUCUGAUCCUGGCCAUCCUGGUCGUCGGAAACUUCCUACGAGACCAAAAGAGCAACUAUUUGGAAGGCAGUCUGUGUGUAAUUGUUUACGUCAACAUUGCUGUGGCGGCAUUCUACUAUCCAAAUCCCGUCAACGAAAGCGGUAGUGGAAUUUUCGCAGUUGCAGAGCAUGCCCAGAAAUUCCUUGGCAUGGGAUGAUUGCCUUCAACAGCGUGGCUGAUGUGGUGACGAUAUGAUAGCCGUUGUUGUCUUAAUCUCUAUGUGGGUUGUCGCAGAGUAUGUCUCAUGGUACUGGAGCUGUAUGUGUGCAUGGGCAGGUUGAGAUUGACAGUGUUAUUCGAAUAUACUUGUUGUGAAAAAAAAGGAUGGCUGAUGUCUGUAUACAUAGCAACUAUGGUACAUUAUAUCCAGACUUAGUUUCUUUAGCUGUUAGCAAUCAACAGAAAAUCCGAUGUAGCCACCGUCAGUACGGUGUG
Molecule: messenger RNA, 2140 nt
Organism: Cadophora gregata
Lineage: Eukaryota; Fungi; Ascomycota; Leotiomycetes; Helotiales; Ploettnerulaceae
Exons: 3
Coding region: 501-1862 (453 amino acids)
Biological process (GO): calcium ion transmembrane transport; intracellular calcium ion homeostasis
Cellular component (GO): fungal-type vacuole membrane
Molecular function (GO): calcium:proton antiporter activity
Source: RefSeq, a predicted model, not a curated record